Molecule: messenger RNA, 2240 nt
Organism: Oncorhynchus keta (chum salmon)
Lineage: Eukaryota; Metazoa; Chordata; Actinopteri; Salmoniformes; Salmonidae
Product: arginine--tRNA ligase, cytoplasmic-like
Exons: 15
Coding region: 116-2101 (661 amino acids)
Biological process (GO): arginyl-tRNA aminoacylation
Cellular component (GO): cytoplasm
Molecular function (GO): arginine-tRNA ligase activity; ATP binding
Source: RefSeq, a predicted model, not a curated record
UGUAAUUUCCGAAAUUUUACGUCAUUGAGCCUCGGCCUCAUCUAGGUUCAGAAACUCAUUUAGUUAGACACACGCUAAUGUACUGUUCUAACGUUAUUUUUUUUUUUAACCGAAAAUGGGAGAUCCUGUGGCUGAAUACUCGUCCCGACUUCAACAGCAGGAGCAGGAGAUCCAUUCCCUGACUGCUGAGAUCGAGAGCCUGAAGAACCCACAGAGCCUGGUUUUGUCCUCACACCUGGAUGGGCUGAGAGAGGAGAACGCCAAGCUCAAAUACCGCCUCAACAUCCUCAAAAGGAGUCUGCAGGAAGAGAGGAGCCAGUGCAGUAAGACCAUGAUGAACAUCAACCAGCGUCUUCAGGAGAUCUUUGGUGAGGCCAUCCGGGAGGCCUGGCCUGACCUGGAGAACCCUCCCCUGGCCGUCACCCCCAACCAGCAGGCCAAAUUUGGGGACUACCAGUGUAACAGCGCUAUGGCCAUGGCCCAGGUGAUGAUGAAAUCAAAGGGCCUGAAAGUGAACCCCAGGGAGAUCGCUGAGAAGAUUCAGCAGAACAUUCCAGACAAUGAGCUCAUUGAGAAGACUGAAAUUGCUGGACCAGGGUUCAUCAAUGUUCACCUUAAGAGAUCGUUUGUGUCCAAACUGCUGACCAACAUGCUACUCAACGGUGUCCAACCUCCUCCCUUAGAGAGCAAGAAGAAGGUGGUUGUGGAUUUCUCAUCUCCAAACAUUGCCAAGGAGAUGCACGUAGGUCACCUGCGCUCCACCAUCAUCGGGGACAGCAUGUGUCGCCUGUUUGAGUUCCUAGGCUAUGACGUGUUGAGGCUGAAUCAUGUGGGGGACUGGGGCACCCAGUUUGGCAUGCUCAUCGCUCACCUGCAGGACAAGUUCCCAAACUACCUGACCGUGUCCCCUCCCAUUGGAGAUCUGCAGGCAUUCUACAAAGAGUCUAAGAAGCGUUUUGACGAGGAGGAAGACUUUAAGAAGAGGGCCUACCAGUGUGUGGUCAAGCUGCAGAGCAAAGACCCAGCCUUCAUCAAAGGAUGGAACCUCAUCUGUGACGUUUCCAGGAAUGAAUUCCAGAAGGUCUACAACUGUCUGGACAUCCAGAUCAUCGAGAGAGGAGAGUCCUUCUAUCAGGAGAAAAUGAUCGCCGUGGUCAAAGAGUUUGAGGCCAAAGGCCUGGUGGAGAUGGACGAGGGACGUAAGAUAGUGUUUGCCCCGGGCCAACAGAUCCCCCUGACGGUGGUGAAGUCUGACGGGGGCUACACAUACGACACUUCAGACCUGGCCGCCCUGCGCCAGCGGCUCUUUGACGAGAAGGCAGACAUCAUCAUCUACGUGACGGACAGCGGCCAGGGCACCCACUUCCAGGUGGUGUUUGCAGCGGCUCAGAUGAUUGGCUGGUAUGACCCCAAGGUGACACGAGUGGAGCAUGCUGGCUUUGGAGUGGUGCUGGGAGAGGAUAAAAAGAAGUUUAAGACUCGGUCUGGGGACACGGUGAGGCUUAUGGACCUGCUGGACGAAGGUCUGAAGAGGUCCAUGGACAAACUCAAGGAGAAAGACAGAGACAAGGUGCUGAGCACAGAGGAGCUGACCAAGGCCCAGCACUCGGUGGCGUUCGGCUGCAUCAAGUACGCCGACCUGUCCCACAACCGCAUCAACGACUACGUGUUCUCCUUCGACAAGAUGCUGGAUGACCGGGGCAACACGGCCGCCUACCUGCUCUACGCCUUCACCCGCAUCAGGUCCAUAGCCCGGCUGGCUAACAUCGACGAGGUUGCGCUCCGUAAAGCAGCAGAGACCACGGAUGUGCUCCUGCAGCACGACAAGGAGUGGAAGCUGGGCAAGUGUCUCAUUCGCUUCCCUGAGAUCCUGCAGAAGAUCCUGGAUGACCUCCUGCUCCACACACUGUGUGACUACCUGUACGAGCUGGCCACCACCUUCACAGAAUUCUACGACAGCUGCUACUGCAUCGAAAAGGACCGCCAGACCGGUGAGGUGUUGAAAGUGAACAUGUGGAGAAUGCUCCUGUGUGACGCCACCGCCACCAUCAUGGCUAAAGGCUUCGACAUCCUGGGCAUCAACCCGGUCUCCAGGAUGUGACUUCAGUGACAUCACCAUGCCGUCCUCCCAACUCCUCAGACUACAAGAGGGGGGGGGACUCUUCAACCCAUUAAUGUCACCUGGGAUUUUACUGUAUACCAAAUAAAAAAUACUGCUUGUAAAAAGUUUUUAAAAAAUG